AUGCAAAACGGCACCCCCAACGGCCCAUCACCCCAAGAUGAACGCAUAACACCUGUGCCCGAUUCCACACCCCUCAACGAGUCUGCAAUCGAAAAUCCAUCGAAUUCUGCCCCCCACGAGCCGAUUCCUUCAGAGCCAAAAGGCGUCGAAGCUGUUCAUCAACCCGAAGAACCUCCAUCGAAGAAAAGAAGACUCACAGAUUCCUCCUCGUCGCAGCGUUCCACUCCUAGACCGCCAUCGCCGCCCUGGAAGAAGGCUGGCUUUGAGGGGCCCACAUCGUUCCUCUCCGAAGGCAAACGCAGGUCUUCGCGGACAAACGCCGUGCCGAUCGAAUUUCAACCUGGGUCGGACAAGAGACACACGCGGGGAGCUCAAAACAAGAAUGUUGGCAAGUCCGCUCGUGAUGGAAGCAAGCCGGCUACAUCCUCGCCGUUAUCGGUGACUCAGUCACGCGCCGACGUUAAUGGAAAAGUUGGCGCAAAGGCCACUACCAAUGGAUCGCCCAGAGCGCCGUCGCGCGCGGCCAGCAAGCCGCAGCGUAUCUCACAGACUCCAGCACCAAAGCCAAGUCACUCGCGCGCCAAAUCUCGUAGCUCCGCUACCCUUCCUCGCCCGCCUAGUGCCAACGCGAAUGGCACUAGUUCUCGCUCGCUUCGCGAUCGCCCAUCACUUUCGAAUCUAUCACAGGAGGUUAACGGGGCUUCGGAGGAUGUCAAUAUGGAUGACAAGGAACUUGAACAAGUAUCAAAGAAAAUUCCAAAAUUGCGCAUCAAAGUGAGCAAGCCAGUCCUUCCUAUUCGACACCCUGGCCACAUACCGCAGAAGAAACAUACGUCUUUCAGGGAAUGGGUAUACCAAAAUGAUAGCUCAAAUAUCUUGUCAGAAGAGGAGGCUACGGUUGAGGCACGCAAACGGCGCGAAGUUAUAACUGCUGCUGAGCCCGGUGGACCGCUGAGUUCGCAAGUCUGCUCAGCAUAUAUCACAGAACAGCAGGAGGAGCCUCCCCCACAAUAUUCGCACCAGGAUCACUUGGUUUCGCAUGCGCUCUAUUUCCAGAAGCUCCUCGACAAAGAACACAAACGCCAUCGUCAAACAGCCAAACAGUUUGCGCAGUGGUGUGCCGACGCUUAUCGGAAACGCCACAAGAACCCCGAGGAUAUCUUACGUGAGCAGCAGGAGGAGAUGCGUGGAAAACGCAAGCAGCUAUCAAAGGAUCUUCAGAAGAUGUUUGACCUGACCCGUGCCGAUAUUGAUCGGGUCCGCCUAGCACGUUGGGAAGAAGAGCGGAAAAUGGAAGACCAGCAGGCGCUUGAUCGCGCCAUUAAGAAGUCUACUAUGCUUUUCGAGAAGCGUCGAUCGGAGAUUCUAGGCGAAUUGCCCAGCGAUGCUCCGGCGACGAGUGAUGAUGAGGAUGGCGCAUCAGGCCACUCGUCUGGAUCAGCCGAAGAGGACGAGAGUAACAUGUCAGAUUCUGGAUCAGGAACCGACGACGAGGCUAAUGUGGACGACGAUGCCUCAUUGACCGCAGAAGAGCUCCGACUGAAGUACGCCAACUUACCGACUGAAGAAUAUACUGACCGGAUGUCUGUAGCUUCGGGUAGCACGGCAAUGACCAAUCCCAACGAAUCCCUGGAUCCCGAAGCUGUUUUAGGUGAUAUCGAUUCACAAAUCACCCCCGAAGAUAAUCAGUUAGACGAUGUCGAUUCAGUGUUGAUGGACGAUAGUGAUGCCUCCACAGAUAUGGAUGAUGAUAUGGGUGACAGUGACGAAGAGGAAGAAGACUCAAGUGAGGAGGAGUCGGAAGAAGACGAUGAGACUGGACCUGGCUUACUAGGUUUCUUCUCAAAGAAUGAAACCCCUGUACUAAAAGACGGUGAAGAGGCUCUAGCUGUCGACCACCACGAACAGAACGUCGAUAUCAAUCCGGCAUCGGAGGGUGAAGAUGACAACGACUCAGAAGAUCCAGAUGAAGUCUCACUGGUGCCAAUUGGACCAACGACCAGCGAGGGCGAAUCAACAGAAAGCACGCCAUUACAUGUCGCCAAUGCUUCUGAAGCCUCUGCUGCCACAGGACGAGAAACACCUGCCGUUGACACCCCGAUGGAAGAGGAGCUCGCCGAAGCUGAGGCCGAAAAAGUAACUCGUACUGAUAUGGCGGACGAUAUUGAUCACCACCAAUCUAUGGAAGUAGAUACCGUUCAUGCCAGCCGGCCAAACGGGGGUAUGCCCAGUGAGCCAUCUCCGGGAACCUUUACAACCAAACCAUCCGAACCUGGUUCGGUCUCAUCGCUCGAGCCUGCAAUCGAAAAGGCAUUGCAAAUAAGUCACUUGCCUGCCCCAGGCCUGCAAACGCCCAUUCCAUCAAUCCUACGUGGUACACUGCGUGAAUACCAACACUACGGAUUGGAUUGGCUUGCGGGUCUCUACAAGAACCACAUCAACGGUAUUUUGGCAGACGAGAUGGGUCUGGGCAAAACGAUCCAAACCAUUGCCCUUCUUGCCCACCUUGCCGUGGACCAUGGUAUCUGGGGGCCGCAUUUGGUCGUCGUUCCCACCAGUGUCAUGCUCAAUUGGGAAAUGGAAUUCAAGAAAUGGUGCCCGGGGUUUAAGAUCAUGACUUACUACGGUAACCAAGAAGAACGCAAACAGAAACGCCGAGGCUGGACAGACGACAACGCCUGGAACGUGUUGAUUACAUCGUACCAACUCGUUCUGCAGGACCAAAUGUCUCUCAAGAGAAAGGACUGGCACUACAUGAUUCUUGACGAAGCACACAACAUCAAGAACUUCCGCUCACAGAGGUGGCAAGCCCUGCUGACGUUCAAGUCUCGUGCAAGGCUUCUCCUAACGGGCACACCACUCCAGAACAACCUCACAGAACUGUGGUCUCUUCUGUUCUUCUUGAUGCCUUCCGAUGGUACUAAUGGCGGCGUUGAAGGGUUUGCUGAUCUAAAAGAUUUUUCUGAAUGGUUCCGGCGCCCCGUUGAACAAAUUUUGGAGCACGGCAGAGAGACCAUGGACGAGGAGGCCAAAGGCGUGAUCACCAAGCUUCACACCGUUCUCCGCCCGUAUCUUCUUCGUCGACUAAAGGCCGAUGUUGAGAAGCAAAUGCCUGGCAAGUACGAACAUGUGGUCUACUGUAGGCUAUCAAAGCGUCAGCGAUACCUUUACGACGGCUUCAUGUCGAUGGCACAGACCAAGGAGACCCUCGCAUCCGGAAACUUCCUCUCCAUCAUCCAUUGUCUGAUGCAACUCCGUAAAGUGUGCAACCACCCCGAUCUCUUUGAGACCCGACCCAUCUCCACCUCCUUUGCGAUGCCGCGGUCUGUGGCUAUGGACUUUAAUAUCAAGGAAUCCCUCGUUCGACGACGACUCCUCUUCGAACACCCACUGACCAAGAUCGACUUGGAUUUCCUCAACCUCGCACCCGUAUCACGGGAAGAUAUCUCACGACGGCUGGCCGACGACAGUAUCAGGCUGAUGGCUAUUGGCCCGUUCAAGACUCUCCGUGAACGCCAGUACAACCGAACGAACUGGGAGAUGGGCUUUGACGGGUCCAACAUGCAGACCAUCUUGGAGUCAUUGGAGAACGCCUGUCGGAAGAGGCGAAUGGCGGAACUAGAGCGGUGUCUUUACUUUGAAUCCAAACGGCACGGCCGUCGGCCUGUAUAUGGUAGCAGCCUUAUUGAAUUCCUUCGGGCUGGGACUAAGGAACACGCACUCUCCAAUGCACCGCUGCGGAAGCGCUCAAUGGCCGACUGGCUGUCAAGCCGAUCCUCCGUCCUCGCGUCGAUGAUUCUGACUGUUGAGGAGCGGGCUCUUGAGAUGCAUGGCUAUGUUCAGAGAUUCGCCUGCGUCACCCCCGCUGCCGUCGCCGCGGGCAUGAACGAAGCCGCUUUAACCCCCGUCGAGACCCGGCUUUUGACCAAUAAUCGCCCAAACCCGCCAUACGAUCCUUUCCAUGAAGCACGGAUGCGCCUCUCUAUUGCGUUCCCGGAUAAGAGAUUGCUUCAAUACGACUGCGGCAAACUGCAGCGCCUUGACAAACUUCUACGGGACCUCAAAGCCGGCGGCCACCGAGCCUUGAUCUUCACCCAGAUGACGAAGAUGCUCGAUAUCCUCGAACAGUUCCUCAAUAUUCAUGGCCACCGCUAUCUUCGACUCGACGGCACUACGAAAGUCGAGUCUCGACAGAUGCUCACGGAACGAUUCAAUAGCGAUCCCCGCAUCCUCGCUUUCAUCCUAUCCAGUCGAUCCGGUGGUCUCGGUAUCAAUCUCACGGGCGCCGACACAGUCAUCUUCUACGAUCUAGACUGGAAUCCAGCCAUGGACAAGCAAUGCCAGGAUCGCUGCCACCGUAUUGGUCAAACACGCGAUGUCCACAUCUAUCGUUUCGUAUCCGAGUAUACCAUUGAAUCCAACAUCCUCCGUAAAGCCAACCAGAAGCGCAUGCUCGACGAUGUCAUCAUCCAAGAAGGCGAGUUCACUACAGACUACUUCACCAAGGUGCAAGGAAUGGUUGAAAGCGACGAGCGCGACGGUCAAGACGAAGCAAGUGCCGCCAUGGACCGAGUUCUCGGCAACCGUGUCGGCGGAACUCGCGUGUUUGAAGGAGCCGAGGACAAGGAGGAUCUCGAUGCGGCGAAGAACGCCCAGAAAGAACAGGAACAUGCCGACGAUGGCGACUUUGAGGAGCACAGCGCCUCCCACGGAACCCCGGCCCAGGCUGGCACGCCGGUUGUGGAAGAAGCUGUCGCUCCACAGGUGUCUGACCCCUCCGAAUGGGAGCCCGGUCAUAUUGAUGAUUAUCUUUUGCGCUUCAUGGAGUGGAAUAUGAAGGAUGAACCUCUGGUUUUGCCUGCGGAUAAAAGCAAGAAGAAGUCCAAAAAGGGCAAGGAGCACCGUCUUAAGAGACGUCGUUAG
Molecule: messenger RNA, 4923 nt
Organism: Penicillium coprophilum
Lineage: Eukaryota; Fungi; Ascomycota; Eurotiomycetes; Eurotiales; Aspergillaceae
Gene: swr1
Product: putative SNF2 family helicase/ATPase (Swr1)
Exons: 1
Coding region: 1-4923 (1640 amino acids)
Cellular component (GO): Swr1 complex
Molecular function (GO): ATP-dependent chromatin remodeler activity; ATP hydrolysis activity; histone binding
Source: RefSeq, a predicted model, not a curated record